Molecule: messenger RNA, 174 nt
Organism: Encephalitozoon hellem ATCC 50504
Lineage: Eukaryota; Fungi; Microsporidia; Unikaryonidae
Exons: 1
Coding region: 1-174 (57 amino acids)
Source: RefSeq, a predicted model, not a curated record
AUGUGCGACAACGCCAAGAAAAUCAGAGGAAUAGCAGAAAACGUGAAUAUUCUUCUGAAAAAGGCUGAGAAAAGAAGAAAAUCGAUAAUCGAUGAAAUAAGAGCGGUAGACGAAUACUUGAAGGAGCUGGAGCAGAAGAAAAAGAGGCGCGGCAGACGGGACCAGGAUGUUUAG